Molecule: messenger RNA, 1211 nt
Organism: Neurospora tetraspora
Lineage: Eukaryota; Fungi; Ascomycota; Sordariomycetes; Sordariales; Sordariaceae
Exons: 1
Coding region: 441-950 (169 amino acids)
Source: RefSeq, a predicted model, not a curated record
AUCCGGCAAUCAGGGAUGGAAGGAUGAGGAGUGCGUUAGAUACUGGCAAACGGCAGUGCAGGUGUCAGAGACAGGCAGACACAAGACGGAUGGCAGACGGGGACCUGAUCGACCGUGCAGCGAUGACGUAGAAUGGCGGGGCAGCUUUGUCUUUGGAGCUUCCAUUGCAACAAGCUCUCAGCAAGCUCUCCCCCUGCCUUUGGUCGCCAACCAUCAUCAUCAUGCAAUUGCAACGCAAUGCACGGUGGGGUCUUUUUGUUUGGUCGUACAGACAUAUAAGGAACGCAUCGGUCACACUUCAGAUCUUUUUGUAGAACAUCAUCACUUCCAAUCCAUUCAAGCCACUCUUCUACUACAACCAAGAGAACAUCUCUCUCCAACCAACACGACAAACCACAAAACCACACCCGCAAAACACCAAUCCCAUCAAAACCAUCAAAAUGGCCACCAACCCCAACGAGCCCGGUGCCCCCCUCUACUCCCAGGCCGUCUCCCAAGACGCCGGUGAGCCCGUCACUGCCGAGCAGAUCGAGAAGGCCCCCAAGACCCUCGCCUCCCUCGAGAAGGAGAAGAGCACCGAGAAGAAGGAUACCCAGCAGACCGAGAGCAAGAAGGGCACAUCCGACGACUCCUCUGAGCAAAAAGAAAAGUCCCCCGGCCUCCUCUCGAGCGCCACCAGCACCGUCACCGGCGCCGUCGGCAGCGUAGCCAGCGGCGUCACCAACACGGUCGGAAACACCACGUCUUCCGUCGCCAACACGGUUGGCGGCGUCGUCGGCGCUGCCUCGCGCGGCCUCGGCGAGACCAUCACCAGCGUCACGGGCGGCCUCGGCAAGCCUGUUGGCGAGACCAUUGCCAAUGUCGGCACCAGCUUCGAGGGCGCCGUGAGGGGCAAGAGCGAGGAGAAGGACGAGAAGGAGACCAGCGACAAGAAGAAGGAGGACAAGUAAAGGAUACCCCAGUGGUGGAUGUUUUCUUAUUUCGCAUAAGGAGUUUGUUCGUUGUUUUAGGGGUGCAUGCAUGAAUGAAUUUGGGAAAGCAUUUUUUGUCGCGAAGGACAUUCAUGGAGUUUUCACGAGCCGGAUCACUACAGUACGGGAAGCAUGUUUCAGUCCGUUAGUCGAGGAUUCGCAUUUGGGUUUUAGUUCUCCCAUGGAGACUUGUGUAUGUUGAUAAGAUGCAAUGACACGAUACCCCCUUGAAACGCUUGA